Moneuplotes crassus is the source of this 1629-nucleotide messenger RNA. Lineage: Eukaryota; Ciliophora; Spirotrichea; Euplotida; Euplotidae. The record is from the annotation of a GenBank genome assembly.
AUAAAAUGAGUGAGCAACACAGCAACGCUCCUGAAAGCUUCAAUGCUGCGGGCAAGGUCAAGAUUAACGAGAACUUUGAAUCCUUCAUGGAUGAAGGAGCCGCUAGUAAAUCUGGAGGUAAUUUCUACUUCCAAGGACCUGGCCCAGCCCAAAAUCCCUUUACAAUCCCACCAGAUGAGAAAAUAUUCACGUUCAAGGAGGAAGAAAAGCAGCGGAGGCUCAAGGAACGGGAAAAGAAUCGGAAAACUAAGAUUUGGAAUAAGAACAGACCUGCCAGAGAAGGAUGUCUCAAAAAGCUCUGAGAGACAGAUAUCAAAAUGAGCACCAUCGAAGUUGCUAUGGCCAUAGAUGAAGGAUUCACUAUCCCAGUAGAGCGUCCCAGGAACAAAGAAAAUCGGUGGAAACUUAUUGAAAAGAAGCGAGAAAUGGACCUUAUUCAUGAAAUGAUCCAGACCAAAAGAAUCGAAACAAGCAAGAUAGAAUACCUUGAGAAGAAGAGGCAAGAAGCCCUUGAAGAAUCAGAGAAAUUCCUGUCCCAAGACAUCAAGAAUUUCGUAGAUUUCUUCAAAAAGAACACUUCUCAGAGCAAAGAAGCUAUGCAAGAGGCUGAAAACAAGAAGAACAUUAGGAUGGGGAUGCAUAAGGAAUUCCUAGAGAAAAAGGACGCAUACCAAAAACUUGUGUCUAACAUUAACAAAAAUGCUGAACUUCUGGAGGAGUAUAACAAGUACAAGGUCUUCUUGGACAAUGUGAAAUCAGCCAACACUGGCAACCAAGAAGCUAAUAAUAAGGAAGAGAAAAAGCAGGACAAGAAGAAAUCAACUGAACAAAAAGAAGAUAAUCUGCUUAAAAGUUUGAAUAUUAAGAAAGAAAUUAUCGAUCUGAUCGAAGAUGACACUUUUAAAUACGAAAUAGCCUUUGAGAAUCCUGAUGAUCUGAUCGAGAACUUCACAACCCUUGAGGAGAAGAACCUCUUCCUGAUCCAACAAACUCAGGAAGCUGAGCAAGCUUACGAGGAGAAGAACCACUUGUUCCAAAGAAGCAAGAAGAGGUAUGAAAAUGAGAUUAAGGCACUGGGUGGUGGUCUCACUGAAGUCAAUGAAAGAAUCGGCAAAAUUAAUGGUGAGAUUGAAAAGGAUCAAGAAAUUGAUAGUCGUAAAAAGAUACCUGAAGAACUCGAAUAUAGAAUUCGUGAGAAGGUCAAAGAGAUCUACUCUAGUAUCUUCAAAGGGCAAGGAAAACAUGUAGAAUCCAACAACUCUACAUUAUACUUACUCUCAGAGAUAGAAAAAUAAAUGCAAUAAUCUUCUCAAAGAAGACAAAGAGUGGUUAGAAAAAGAACCUAUGAUCCAUCAUGAGAUCGGAAAAGACAUCAACAAGGAUAUAAAGAAUUCUAACAUACAGAAAAACAAAGAAAUUCAGAACAGGGCCAAUAUUUUGAAGAGAAAGAACGAUAGUAGUGACAAAAGAGAUUUCUACAUUUACAAGCCUCUUAUGAAAAGAAGCAAGCGCGAGUCUAUCAAAAAGAAAGUUGACAAUGAGAACAAACUGAGUGAGGAAGACCUGGAUAAGAUAUACUUCCUCGGUCUCUACUAAGCUCCAACCCUCAGCUAUGCCAUUAAAAUUUCA